Messenger RNA from Myotis myotis, 1974 nucleotides. RefSeq names its product U4/U6.U5 tri-snRNP-associated protein 1-like. Gene Ontology annotation, cellular component: U4/U6 x U5 tri-snRNP complex. Lineage: Eukaryota; Metazoa; Chordata; Mammalia; Chiroptera; Vespertilionidae. Gene Ontology annotation, biological process: maturation of 5S rRNA; mRNA cis splicing, via spliceosome. The record is from RefSeq and is a predicted model, not a curated record.
AUGACGCUGAGGGUGAAAAAGAGGUCCGGCUGGGAGCUGACGGGCCGCCAUGGGGUCCUCAAAGAAGCACCGCGGGAGGAAGAGGCGGCCUUGACCGCGGCGGCGGCCGGCACCGGGGGUGCCACCGAGCAGCCGCGGCGACACCGAGAGCACAAAAACCACCAGCACCGGAGCGGCGGCAGCGGCGGCGAAGGCCGGGAGCGGAGGAGCCGGGAACGCGGGGCCGAGCGCGGGAGCGAGACCGAGGCCCGCAGCGUCAGCCUCGAGGAGACCAAUAAACUCCGGGCGCAUUUGGGGCUGGAACCUUUGGAAGUCAGUGCCCUGGGGAAGGAGGCGGGCACCAAAGAGGAGCCUCUGGGGGCGGAGGACCCCUGGCCGGACGCCGCCGCAGCCUGGGUCGAGAGGAGCCGGCAGCUGCAGGAGGACUUGGCACAGAAGAGGAGCCGGCAGCUGCAGGAGGCGCAGGACUUGGCAGAGAAGAGGGCCGAGCUGCAGGAGGAGGUGGACCGCGAGGCUGGUGUCAGCGCGCUGGUGGAGGAGGCGUUCGGGCGGGGGCGGCGGGACCUGUCCACUGCCCGGCACCUGCAGGGCCUCACCGUGGAGCAUGCCAGGGACUCCUUCCGAGAAGGGCAGACCGUGACCCUCCCCCUGAAGGACAGAGGCGUGCUGCGGGAGGAGGAAGACGUGCUGUUGGUGAACGUGAGCCUGCUGGAGACGGCGCGGGCGGAGGAAAACGUGGAGCUGCGGGGGGGAAAAAGCCCGACUGCCCGCCCUGUCUGUGCAGAGGAUGAGAGUGUGGGUGACCCGGCGCAGCAAAAACCCCGCUCUGUGCUGGCCAGGUACGACGAGGAGCUGGAGGGCGAGCGGCCGCGCUCCUUCCGUUUGGGGCAGGGCGGCCUUGCCCAUGGCCUUGGGGAACGGGAGCUGGAAGAGAUGCGCACCAAGCCGGGGCCGCAAGCUCAGUCCCGGAGCAUGGCCGGGCCGCGGCUCGCCUCCGAGUACCUGACGCCAGAGGAGAGGGUGGCCUUUAAAAAGACCAAGCGGAAGGUGAAGAAGAUCCGAAAGGAGGAGGAGGAGGAGGAGGAGGAGGAGGAGGAGGAGGAGGAGGAGGAGGAGGAGGAGGAGGAGGAGGAGGAGCCGGCGUCUCAGCCCCCACCGUCAGAUGACACUCGGGUGGAAAACAUGGACCUCAGUGAUGAGGAGGAGGACGGGCUGCCACCUGGGUCCCCAGAGCGGCUGGAGGAGGAUGAGGCGGAGCUGGAGCUGCAGAAGCAGCUGGAGAAGGGCCGCCGGUUACGGCAGCCGCAGCAGCUACACCAGCUGCGGGACAGCGGCGAGAAGGUGGUGGAGUUUGUGAAGAAGCUGGAGUCCCGCCAGCGGGGCUUGGAGGAGGAGGAGGAGGGUCGGAAGGGGACCCUCGUGUUCAACGCCACGUCAGAGUUCUGCCGUACCUUGGGGGAGAUGCCCACCUACGGGCUGGCCGGCCACCGGGAGGAGCAGGAGGAGCUCAUGGACUUGGAAAGGCACAAGGAACGCGUGGCCAACGGCAGCUCUGCGUCUGACCGGGAGGCGAACAUUGGCUGGAGCACAGUCAGCCUGGAGGAGGAGAAGCAGCAUCAGGACUUCUCUGCCUCCUCCACCACCAUCCUGGACGAGGAGCCCAUCGUGAAUAGAGGGCUGGCAGCCGCGCUGCUCCUGUGUCGGAACGAAGGACUGCUGGAGACGACGGUGCAGAAGGUGGCCCAGGUUAAGGCACCCAACAAGUCCCUGCCGUCAGCAGUGUACUGCAUUGAGGACAAGAUGGCCAUCGAUGACAAGCAUAGCCGGCGGGAGGAGUACCGGGGCUUCACCCAGGACUUCAGGGAGAAGGAUGGCUAUAAGCCUGAUGUUAAGAUCGAGUAUGUGCCCCUAACCGGGCCAGCGUGUGACGUCACCACGCAAGGGGCGGGGAGCAAGCGAAAGGUGUUACCAUAG